CGCUCCAUCGCUCGCCUCAUCAGCUGUUGAGCUAGCAAGCAGUGCAGCGGCAUCCUGCAGCUCGAAAGAUGUGGUUUUUAUUAUUCAUCGCCGUCGUCGGCUUGGCGACGCUACUGGUGGUUUUAUUUGCGCCUCACAUACGAAGAUAUGCAGCAGGAGGAACGUGUAAGUCCAUGGCUCGUCUGGACGGGAAGACGGUCCUCAUCACUGGGGCCAACACCGGGAUCGGCAAGGAGACCGCUCUGGACCUGGCAACCCGAGGAGCGCAGGUGAUCAUGGCGUGUCGGGACGUGGACAAAGGCGAGGAGGCGGCCGCCAGCAUCAGGUUCUCGUAUCCCAAAGCACGCGUGGAGGUGCGGGGGCUGGACCUGGCUGACACGUGCUCCAUACGAUCAUUUGCGCAGCAAUUCCUGACAGACUUCACGCAGCUUCACGUCCUGGUCAACAAUGCAGGAGUCAUGAUGUGUCCCUACACCAAAACCAACGACGGCUUCGAGAUGCACAUUGGCGUCAACCACUUGGGUCACUUCCUGUUGACCUCCCUCCUCAUUGGCCUGUUAAAGCGCAGCGCUCCGUCCAGGAUCGUGGUGGUGUCGUCGCUGGCGCACAACUUUGGCUGGAUCCGCCUCCACGACCUGCACAGCCAGGGCAGCUACAACAGCGGACUGGCGUACUGCCAGAGCAAGCUCGCCAACGUGCUGUUUGCCCGGGAGCUGGCUCGCCGCCUUAAAGGGUGCAACGUGACCGUCAACUCGGUCCACCCCGGCACGGUGAACUCUGACCUGACCAGGCACUCCACCCUGAUGAUGAUCCUCUUCGGCUUCUUCUCCAUCUUUCUGAAGACGCCUCGCGAGGGCGCCCAGACCAGCGUCUACUGCGCUGUGGCCGAGGAGCUGCAGUCCAUCUCUGGAAAACACUUCAGCGACUGCACCCCGGCCUUCGUGGCCCCCCAGGGGCGAAGCGAGGAGACCGCCAGGAGACUGUGGGACGCCAGCUGCGAGCUCCUCGGCAUCCAGUGGGACUGAUGUGACGCGACGGCGGGACUAAGCUCCGCCCACCAUCGUUCUCUGACGGUUUAACCGCGCUUUCGUUGCUCGUGUUCACAGUAUCAUCUCCUCUGACCUCUGAUCAGCAGAAGAAAAGAAAAAAAAUUACACAGUCAGCAUAAAAAUCCAACUCUCUUGUCCCGGGGGAGCCAGAACCAGCAGCGUCGCUCUCACACAAUGUGAAUUUACUGACAGUAUUUUGGUGCCAAGCAGAAGCAAAAAAAUAAUAAAAAAUGAACAUGUGAUAUAUUUUAGUGAGAUAAGGAGGUUGGAGGAUUGUUGACAUGCAGCGGUCCAAACAGGGUAAACAAGAAUCGUGUUCAUCAUCUUUGCAUCCAAAACUGCUUCACGUUUGUGCCAUGAUGCUUACAUCUCGCAGGGCUUUUCUUACAGGUUUUCAAAACGAGAGCCAGCUAAGCUGCUAAAAGUUGAUACAUGUUAUUUUGUAAUGAAAAGCAAAGCAAUAUAUAUAUAUAUAUAUAUAUACAUACAUACAUAUAUAUAUAUAUAUAUACAUACAUAUAUAUAUAUAUAUAUAGAACGAUGAUUUUUCUAUAUCGCAACUUUAGAGCAAUGUUUCCUGGUCAGCGUUCGUGCAACACAUGCCAAGAGUUCACAUUUGCUUUUGUACAAGUGGGACUUGCCUUUUUACAAACACGUGAUGUUAAAGUGCAGAGUUGAAUGUUUACAUUUCAUGGAAAUAAACAAAUAAUCUACCUCUUGUCGAUGCUUCAAAAAGGAAACAAGCAAGUAUUUAAGAGUC
Molecule: messenger RNA, 1809 nt
Organism: Nerophis lumbriciformis (worm pipefish)
Lineage: Eukaryota; Metazoa; Chordata; Actinopteri; Syngnathiformes; Syngnathidae
Gene: rdh12
Product: retinol dehydrogenase 12
Source: RefSeq, a predicted model, not a curated record